Messenger RNA from Pelobates cultripes (western spadefoot toad), 3801 nucleotides. The record is from the annotation of a GenBank genome assembly. Lineage: Eukaryota; Metazoa; Chordata; Amphibia; Anura; Pelobatidae.
CAACUUUAGCACGACACCGGUCUUUAAUACCAACAUUUUUAACGCUUGCCCUGUGUGUUGAUUGAUUUUUUUCCAGCAUUCCCUCAGCAAAUGGAUUUUUGCCACUGCAGCUCAGCAGAGGGUGUCAGAUCUUUCAGAGUGCACCAAGCUGGAACGAGCAGAGCCUCUUAGCAACUCACUUGUUCUCUUAGACACACACACAUACAUAUAUCUAUAUAUACAUGCACCGUGUGUACUGUAAUCAAGCGACAGAAUACUGAGAGAAGCAAAAUACGGAGAGCACAAGCCAAGAGAAGGAAACAAGAGGUGAAGAAAUGGACAGCAAAAAAACGCAGCGAUUGCGGAAAUUUUGCAGCGCCAUUGGCUUGACGAAGAGUGUUUAGGCUGGGGCGUGAUUUCAGCACCACGAAGCUGUGAACAGCUCACGCAGGGAACCGAGCUAUAUGUUCUGGGAAAGGUACAGUGACUGCUGGUGUCAGGCAAGGAGAAAGCCUCUGCUUUAAAUACGCAAAAGGGGGAGGAAAAGACAAGGUCGGUGUCUCAGGCAAACCGUGCCUCGCUAUUUCAGCCAUUCCUCUGUCUGUCUCUGUCUCUCUCCUUUUCUGUAGCAUGGCAUUGCUUAACAUUGGCAGUAUGCUUGUUACCACCACAAUUUGUAAAACCUGACAAAUACCCAUUCAGCAAUCACUGAUUAUUUCGGAUGUUUUCUGCUGCAUACGUGAUUCAUCCUACGUGACUCCAUCAUUUGUGGAUAUAUUAUUGACUACCGUCUGGGAUUAUUGCAGUGAAAGGGGAAAGGAAGCAUUGGGGGGGCUUGUGAUCUCUUAUUCCUUUUCGAUAUUGUAUGGCUGCUUCUUUUCUUUUUUAGGGAUCUAAAGAAAUCUCUGAUGGAGAUGGAUUGCUGAUACUUUGCAAUGAAAUCGGGGAUGAAUUGCUCUGUUUAAAAAUGCUGCUUUGGAUUCUGUUGCUGGAGAUAUCUCUUUGUUUUGCUGCUGGGAACGUUACCAGAGACGUUUGCAAAGAAAAGAUCUGUUCUUGUAACGAGGUAGAGGGAGAUCUGCACGUAGACUGUGAAAAAAAGGGAUUUUCGAACCUUCAGCAUUUCUCUGCUCCCACGUCUCAGUUCUACCAUUUGUUUCUGCAUGGGAAUUCUUUAACGAGGCUUUUCCCUAAUGAGUUUGCUAACUUUUACAAUGCAGUCAGUUUACACAUGGAGAACAAUGGCUUGCAUGAGAUUGUUCCUGGUGCCUUUCUGGGAUUGCAGCUGGUAAAACGUUUGCACAUUAAUAACAACAAGAUCAAGGCAUUCAGAAGGCAUACUUUCCUAGGAUUAGAUGAUCUGGAAUAUCUCCAGGCUGAUUUCAACCUGUUAAGAGACAUUGACCCAGGUGCUUUUAGGGACUUGAACAAGCUAGAGGUUUUAAUUUUAAAUGACAACCUCAUUAGCACAUUACCUACUAAUGUGUUCCAGUAUGUGCCGAUUACACAUUUGGAUCUCCGGGGAAACAGAGUUAAAACAUUACCCUAUGAGGGAGUCUUGGAACAGAUCCCAGGCAUAGCUGAAAUCCUUUUGGAAGAUAAUCCUUGGGACUGCAGUUGCGAUCUGUUAUCUCUUAAGGAGUGGCUAGAAAACAUCCCAAAGAAUGCAUUGAUCGGAAGAGUUAUUUGUGAAGCUCCCACUAGGUUGCAGGGUAACGAUUUAAAUGAGACCACAGAGCAAGAACUGUGUCCCUCAAAAAAUGCAGUAGAUUCCAGUUUGGCUGCCCCUCCUGCUCAAGAUGAAACCUGUGAUCCUGGUCCAAUCCCAACUCCUUUUAAAGUCAGUGGACAAGAGGAAUCUGCCACCCAGGGUUCCUCGGUUAUCGGAGGUACAAAGAUCCCAGGGAACUGGCAAAUUAAAACAAGACCUACAGCUGUAGUAUCAGAAAUAAAUUCAAAUUUUAAAGCCCCUCACAUCUUUGCCUGCCCAUCUUUCUGUAGUUGUGGUCAGCAAAUCCUUGGCCCAGGAUUAAAAGUUGACUGCAGCAACAAGAAUGUGAAGAGUUUAGCAGACUUGGAACCCAAACCACCCAAUGUACAGGAAUUGUUCCUGAGGGAGAACAAGAUCCACACCAUAAGAAGAUCACACUUUGUGGAUUAUGGAAAUUUAACUUUGCUGGACCUGGGAAACAACAACAUAGGUAUGGUUGAAAACAACACAUUUCAGAACUUAACGGACCUUCGCUGGUUGUACAUGGAUAAAAACUGUAUAGAUACUCUCAUGCCAGAUAAGUUUACUGGACUGCAGAGUCUGGAAUAUCUGAAUCUGGAAUUUAAUUUUAUUCAGUUGAUCCUCCCCAACACAUUCAAUCCAAUGCCAAACCUCAGGAUCUUAAUCCUAAACAAUAAUCUUCUCAAGUCACUACCUGUUGAUGUUUUUGCGGGUGUCAGUCUAUCAAAACUUAGUCUGCACAAUAAUUACUUUAUGUACCUUCCAGUGGCUGGAGUAUUGGAUCAGCUCACUUCUAUCAUACAGAUAGAUUUACAUGGCAACCAGUGGGACUGUUCCUGCAAUAAUGUGCCUUUCAAACAAUGGGCAGAACGUCUUGGCCCAGAGGUAAUUGUAAGUGAUCUCAAAUGUUAUUUCCCAGAGGAAUUUUGGGGAAAAGAUUUCAGAUUCCUUUCAAAUGACAUGAUGUGUCCAUUGCUAUAUGCAAAAUUGUCCCCAACAUUAAAUGCACUUAACAAAAACAGCACUGGCUUGACUGAGACCAACACUCACCCUAACUCCUACCUAGACACCAGCCGAGUAUCAAUUUCUGUGCUUGUACCAGGACUGUUGCUGGUAUUUGUUACAUCCGCCUUUACGGUAGUGGGCAUGCUAGUAUUUAUUCUAAGGAAUAGGAAAAGAUCUAAGAGAAGGGAUGCCAACUCAUCUGCGUCUGAAAUCAAUUCAUUGCAGACAGUAUGCGAUUCUUCUUACUGGCACAAUGGACCAUAUAAUGCAGAUGGCACCCAUAGAGUUUAUGAUUGUGGCUCCCAUUCCCUGUCAGACUGAUAUGUGAUGUUGUCUUAUAGGUGAUCCUGUGAGAGAAGGAGGGGAGUAAGGUGGAAUAAACAUCCCUGCACCCUAAACCUUUUACUUAUACAAAGGACACAAAUAUUGAUGUGCAUUGCUGUAACAUUUGCUACAAUUGUGCCAUUUCCAUCAGCUAGGAAUAAUUUCAAAGCUACCUUAUUGUGACUACAAAAAUUGACAUUGAGAAUGGAGCGUUCUAUAUCUGCCAGGUAGCCUGCUAUGCUAUCUGCAGCGUUUGAAGUGGAAAACUAUACAAUAUAUAACAGAAAAAAUAAUACAUGCACCAGAAAUGGAUGGUGUAACCAUCCUUAGUUUCAUGUGAGGAUAUUUAUAGGGGGUUGUUUUCAAGAAGGUUUAACGUCUGGAGCUGUUGGGGGGGCUAAACCAUGCAGCAUCUGCUGUCUGCUGUGUUGGUUCAGUUGGGUGAACGUUGCACAAUGGCAUGAAUGUAAUGUAAAUAAAUGACUCUAAUAUACCAAGUGCUGCAUGGCUCGCAUGGAUACAACGUACCCCUGGGGGGCGCUCAAUUGAACUGGAGAUCACGCCUGGGCAUACAAUCUCUCUGGGCCCCCAAAAGUCUCAUCUUCUCCAACUAUCUCUAUACAGUAUCGGUAUACAAAAAAAAAGUGCCAUUGCUCUAUCUUUUGUAAUGGAUAUACAAAGUGCAGUUCACACUUUUACUGUGAAAAGAAAAAAAAUCUAUUAUAAUGUUUAAUUUAAAACGUGUUUGCAUGAAUAUUCAC